AUGAAAGCACUAAUUUAUGACACUCCUGUUGACACUGCUGAGGAGCUCGUUGCAAGAAUCGCAGUAGCUGCCGAAGCGAUUCGAGAUAUGCCUGGAGUAUUCCAGAAUGUUCGGAUGUCCAUGCGUCGGAGAUCAAAACCUUGCAUCGAUACUGGAGCUCCGUUGACCUAUUCGCAUUUGUACUAUAGACCGAAGAAAUUGCAGCUGGAGUUAGAGCGUUUCUGCACCAUUCAGAGGCAUAAUAAAUAUCUCUUGGAAAGAGUUGCAAGAAUUCAAAGAGAAGGAGCCUGGGUUGACAACAAAAAUUACCAUGAAAUUAAAAGCCUGAACAUCUGGAAACGACAGAAAGAAAUGAUAGAACUUGCGUAUAACAAUCAGACGAUGCUUAAUCGGUUACUCGAUUGCACUACGUAUUACAAUAGAAGUAAACUGGAGGACCAAUAUCUGUUAAAUCAGAAGUACAAAUCAAAUAUUCAAAAAUUUCCUAAAGACUGGAGACACAUCUUGCAACAAAUCAAAUUAUUACAAAAAAUCAUCAAGAGAAAAGUCAUAAGAGAACGAACUGGAAAAUACAAACCUGGCCUGGAACGGAAAAAGAAUAAGUGGGCGCUUGAAAAAGAAGCAUUCGAAAUUGUAAAGGCGCAGGAGGCUGCUGAAAAGGCUAAGGACACAGAAGAAAAAAAGCGCUUGGAUCUAGAAAAACGUUUAGAGGCAGCGGAAAAGCUCAGGAAACACAAGAAAGAUUACUUAGAAGCAUCUAAGAAGUGGCGAGAAGCACGAGAAGAGAGACUGCGCCAGGCUAAGCAGCAUGAGCAGGAAGCAAAAGAGCGGGAAUCUGAAGGAAGAUACGUAGCUUCUGAAAAGUUGCGUCAACGCAGAGAGAAAGCAAAGCGGGAACUUGAAUUGAGGCGGCAAAUGAAGGCAAGAGAAGCAGAACUUGAAGCAUUGGAAAAGAAAAAGCGCGAAUUUAAAGAAAGCCAACGAGAAUCAGAAAAGUUGCGUCAGCGCAAAGAAAAGGCUAAAAAGGAACUUGAAGAAUGGAAAAAUCAAAAGAAAGCUAGAGAAGCUGAGCGCGAAGCGUUGGAAAAGAAGGAAAAGGAACUUAUAUCUAGAACUACACGCCGUAAGCUUUUAGGACAAAGAAAAACUCGGCAACCGAUAUCAGGCAUGAAGAAACCUGGAUCAAAAGAAGACAAAGAUCAUCAUUUGCGCAAUGAAAUUGGUAAAAGAAGUAGAGAUAUCCGCCAAUCAAUCGAUGAUAAACGUCGCCAGGCUUUAGAAAGAAAAAUGAAAGGAACAGAUUCAGACAGUUAUGAUUUGACAGACGAUGACACACUACAAGUCCCAGAAGCUCGUGAAAAAGGAAUAAUUGAAGAAAUUAUGGAAGAACUAAAGUCUGAAACAGAAAGGCAUGAGCUGACUGACAGGGAUUCCAGUCAAACAUCUGAUACUCGAUUAGAUAAAGCUGAAAAAAGUAGGGAAAUGAGCGAUAACAAUGGCGAAGAAUCGAAAGAGAAAAAAGAUGACAAGAAAGAUGAAGAGGAGGCAGAUGAUGCAAAUAGCAACGAAACAGGAGGUAAAAAAAGAGUUGAUGAUAAAAAAUCAUCAAAAGAUGAUAAAGGAUCGCUGGUAAAAGACGAGGAGAAACCAGAGGCUCUCUCUGAUGAGGAAAGAGAAGAGGAUUUAGGAAAAGCCCAUAUUAUAACAGAAGAAGGUGAAGUGGAAGAAAUGCAUUUGGGAGUACUGAAAGCUGAGAGUGAGAGAGAAGCUCUUCAUGACUUAGCGGAUGAAGAUGAAAAUGUUCCAAAAGACUUAGGAACUGCUCAUAUUGUAACUGAUGAAGGUAAACCUGAAAAAGUACAGCUCGUAGAAGUGAAAGAUGAAAGUGAGGCAGACGCACUUCGUGAUCCGACUGACCUUGAACCAUCUCAAGAGACAGCAGAAGAUGUCAAAGCAUUAGGAUCAGCUUAUACCUUAACAGAUAAAGGAACGCUCGAAGAGAUCGAUUUAGAAAAAUUGAAAGACGAAACUCAACAAGAAGACCUUGAAGAAGAAACUGAAGAGCAAGAAAAAGAAAAGGACGAGAAAGAAGAAAUUAAGCCCCAAGGGUCUAGUUCAAGAACAAUUCAUGUCUUUGGGGAGCGCGGCAGUGUGGAAGAAAUUAAAUUAAAGGAUGUAACAGAGAAAAAACCUCAGAAAAAACGGAAAGAAUAA
This is a messenger RNA of Argiope bruennichi, 2214 nucleotides long. RefSeq names its product trichohyalin-like. NCBI's taxonomy places the organism in Eukaryota, Metazoa, Arthropoda, Arachnida, Araneae, Araneidae. Bases 1 to 2214 code for a protein of 737 amino acids. The record is from RefSeq and is a predicted model, not a curated record. The transcript is spliced from 6 exons.